AUGCUCCGACUCGCACUACCCACGGACCAACUGAUCGGCACCUCGUCGCGCGUGAUCCUCACCCGAUCGUACGCGACCAAACCCUUCAAGUCGGCCAAGAAAACCGGCUCCAAGGGCACGGGGGGAGGCAACCGAGGGCAGAUCGAGCAGGCCGAUUCGAGGAUCGACCUCAUCAGGAAGGUAAGUCGGGGUGUUGAUGCUUGAGUUGGUCUCUUUGGGGGAAGCGCUGUGGGCGCAAUCCGCUGAUUCGAACCCCCGGUUCGAGGGCUGCCACCGCUCAGACGCUGUACGAAUCGUCGCCCACGGACCAAGAACGACUGCAAGCCCUGUCCAAAGUCGUACCCUCGAUCGAAGCCCACGAGACCAUCACCAGGGCAUGGGCACUGCAUCGUCGUCACCAGAGGGAGGCCCACGAAGGCUCGUUGCGCGCAAAGUACGCCUCGAUGCAGGCUGCGCUCCAGCUGCUCGAACAAACCUCGCCGCAGCUCUACGCCAAGGCGACCCAGGGGGACAAAUUUCAGAACGUCGACCAGGAAGGCUACGGCAACGAGAGGCUCACCGGCAUCGUACCGAGGGAGUUGAGGGCGCCGAUGGAACUCGCAGGCAAAGUACGAUGGGACUCGGGAUGGACACGAUCCAUACCCGCCGCCGACGCCAAGCUAAAGCCAGCGACUGAAUAA
Molecule: messenger RNA, 680 nt
Organism: Microbotryum saponariae
Lineage: Eukaryota; Fungi; Basidiomycota; Microbotryomycetes; Microbotryales; Microbotryaceae
Source: the annotation of a GenBank genome assembly